UUUGCAUAUUUUUGUGCAAUUGUCAGGAAAGAAUAGAAAGAGAAAUUACUCUUACUUUGCAUUUUGCCACACUCUUGCACUUCCAUUUUCAAAACAUGGAGGAAUCAAAGAAGCAACGAUGGCAGACUAUUCAAGAAGAUGAAGAAGAUAAUGCAAAAUGGGUAACCCACUAUUCCAGUCAUCACCAAAUAUUGUUGGUGGGAGAGGGUGAUUUCUCUUUCUCUCUUUCCCUCGCCAAAUCUUUUGGCUCUGCUGCCAACAUAGUCGCUUCCUCUCUCAACCCCUAUGAUAAUGUUACCAAGAUGUACAAGCAGGCAAAGUCAAAUUUAGAAGAAUUGCACAAGCUGGGAGCAUUCUUAUUACAUGGAGUUGAUGCAACCAAAAUGAAGCUUCAUCCAGAUUUAAAAAUGCGAAGGUUUGAUCGAGUCAUAUUCAACUUUCCUCACGCUGGCUUUCAUGGGAGGGAAGAUAGCUCGUCGAUGAUUGAGAUGCAUAAAGCCCUUGUGCAUGGAUUCUUCAACAAUGCUAGUCGCAUGCUUCGAGCCAAUGGUGAAAUACAUAUCAGUCAUAAAACUACAGAACCUUUUAGCUACUGGGACAUUGAGAAUCUUGCUGCACAAUGCUUUUUGACGUUGAUUGAGCGUGCUGACUUCAAGAUAGAAGAUUAUUCUGGUUACAAUAAUAAGAGAGGUGAUGCCUAUAGAUGUGAUGAACCCUUUCCACUUGGUAAGUGCUGCACGUUCAAGUUUGUCUACAUCCCUGAGGGAAAGCGUUCGAGGAUAAAACGAAUGAUGGUUCCUAGACACAACAGAAAUCUCCAAAUUGAAGAGAUUGAGUAUGCUGUGGAGCAAUUACCAACUUCAGCUCAUCUCAAUUAUUUCCCUACAGCAAGUCACUUUCUAAAACUGAAAGAAGAGACAUCAUUCACUGGGGUUCACUCAAGUAACAUGACAGAAGUGCAUGGAAGAGGUUUUCCUCCUGGUGGUUAUUCUUCUCUUGGUAUGAGUCGAGGCCCUCCAAGAACAUUUCAACCAUGGCCAGCAUCUGCUAAUGUCAGAUACUCUCUGACAGAUCAUAUUAGAACAAUGGAAACUGUUCCCGAACCACUGUAUACUCGAAGAAUAUUGCAACCAAUGGAGGAAUCGCAAUCUCUUCAACCAGGGCCAACAUCUCCUUAUAUCAGAUACUCUUUGACAGAUCAUAUUAGAACAAUGGAAACUGUUCCAGAAUCACUGUAUACUCGAAGAACAUUGCAACCAAUGGAGGAACGGCAAUCUCUGCCACCAGGGCCAACAUCUCCUUAUAUCAGAUACUCUUUGACAGAUCAUAUUAGAACAAUGGAAACUGUUCCAGAAUCACUGUAUACUCGAAGAACAUUGCAACCAAUAGAGGAACGGCAAUCUCUGCCACCAGAGCCGACAUCUGCUCAUAUCAGAUACUCUCUGACAGAUCACAUUAGAACAAUGGAAACUGUUCCAGAACCAUUGUAUACUCGAAGAACAUUGCAACCAAUGGAGGAACGGCAAUCUCUGCCACCAGAGCCGACAUCUGCUCAUAUCAGAUACUCUCUGACAGAUCACAUUAGAACAAUGGAAACUGUUCCAGAACCAUUGUAUACUCGAAGAACAUUGCAACCAAUGGAGGAAUGGCAAUCUCUGCCUCCAGGGCCAACAUCUGCUCAUAUCAGAUACUCUUUGACAGAUCACAUUAGAACAAUGAAAACUUUUCCAGAAUCACUGUAUGCUCGAAGAACAUGGCAACCAAUGGAGCCAUUGCAAUCUUUGCAACCAGGGCCAACAUCUGCUAAAAUCAGAUACUUUCUGACAGAUCAUAUUAGAAAAAUGGAAACUGUUCCCGAGCCACUGUAUACUCGAAGAACAGUGCAACCACUGCAGCACUUUCAAUCUUUGCUGCCAGGGCGAACAUCAACCGAUGUCAGAUUCUCUCUGACAGAUCAUGGUAGAACAAUGGAGGCUAUUCGUGUAUCACCUGAUGCUAGAAAUGAAGGGUACUGGGUUAAUGGUGGCAGGUGAAAUUAUUUUGGAGAAGAACAUGGUAGAACAAUGGAUACUUCUCCCUUAUCACAUGGUGAUAGAAAUGAAGGCUAUUGUCAGGUCUAUGGUGGCUGCUCAAAUGAUUGGCAGCAGGAUCAUUGCAGAACAACAAAUGAGAGUGGAAAUUGUCUUGAUGGAAUAAGUUGCCUGGGAGGAGUUUUCAGAGUGAGCUUCACCGAUUGAAUAUUUUGAUGUCAGAGAGAAGGGUCAUUGUGCAGUCCUUUUCAUUCAGUCAACAUUGGAAAGUGCAGUAGAGGAAUUUCACUACCAGUUACACUGUUUUAUUUUUUUUGUUUCUUCUGGCUGUUUAAAGCCUCUUUUAUUCAAGUGCUUGCUGAAGCUGGUUGAAUUUUCUCAUAUACAUUUUCCAUUUGUUUACCUUUUUGGAGUAUUGACUUUAUGCAAUCAAGAAAUGUUUACUUUA
This is a messenger RNA of Vigna angularis (adzuki bean), 2478 nucleotides long. RefSeq lists its product as uncharacterized. The record is from RefSeq and is a predicted model, not a curated record. Gene Ontology annotation, biological process: rRNA base methylation. Gene Ontology annotation, cellular component: cytoplasm. Lineage: Eukaryota; Viridiplantae; Streptophyta; Magnoliopsida; Fabales; Fabaceae. Gene Ontology annotation, molecular function: rRNA (uridine-N3-)-methyltransferase activity. The coding region runs from base 96 to 2033 and encodes 645 amino acids. The transcript is spliced from 3 exons.